AUGGAGAACUACUUCAAUAAAAAUCACAUACUGUACACUGAUAACUAUUACACAUCUCCAGCCCUGAGCCACUACCUCCUAGAGCAGAAGACCGGAUCCUGCGGCACCGUUCAUGCCAAUCGCAAGCAAUGGCCAGCAUUCCCUGCCAGGACCAAGAAGGGUGACAUCAUCAGGAAGAAGUCUGGGAAGAUGCUGGCGCUGCUCUGGCACAAUAAACGUAAGGUCAACAUGCUCACAACGGCUCACCAGGGCACCAUGGUAGACUCUGGCAAGAAAGAACGUGGCACAGGUAGGGUGGUGUACAAGCCUGAUGCCGUGGUGGAUUACAAUGUUAACAUGAGGCUUGUCGAUAAGUCAGAUAUGAUGGUGGCCGAGAUAGACUGCCUCAAAAAGUGUUGUAAAUGGUAUAAAAAAGCUAUCCUUCACCUCCUCGACAUGACUGUCUUGAAUGCACAUAUACUCUACCAACAUCUGAGCAAGACAAAGCCAUCACUGCGGGGGUUUGAAAAGGAGCUAGUGAAGCAGAUCCUGGAGCAUUAUGGCGCCGUUCAGGCCACAUGCUCACGCAGACAUGUUCCUGAGCGUCACAUCGACAGGCUGAAGGUCUGGGAGUGGAUGUCACGUCACAAACUGGCACUCCUUCCACCCCAGCCUUCAGGCCGUAAGGGGUCCAGGCGCUGUCAUGUCUGUUUUAACACAACACAAAAGGAACCAGCACGUAAGGAGACCCAGUACUGGUGCCUUGAAUGUAGAGUGCCCCUGUGUCCUGGGUGCUAUUCAGAUUACCAUUCCCAGCAGAACUUCUGA
Eriocheir sinensis (Chinese mitten crab) is the source of this 807-nucleotide messenger RNA. Its product is annotated as piggyBac transposable element-derived protein 4-like. Lineage: Eukaryota; Metazoa; Arthropoda; Malacostraca; Decapoda; Varunidae. The coding region runs from base 1 to 807 and encodes 268 amino acids. The record is from RefSeq and is a predicted model, not a curated record. The transcript has a single exon.